AUGGCGCCGUCCAUAUCCAUCGGCACCGCGGCGCCGUCCUCGUCGGUGGGCGUUAACAAGAAGAGCGCCGCCGGCGUGGACGAGGCGGAGCUCCUGCGGCGGAGGAACGCGGAGCUGGAGCGGGAGGUGGCGGCGCUGCGGCUGGAGCUGGGCGCGGCGCGGCGGCGCGCCGAGACGGCGGAGGAGGCCGAGGAGCGGCUGUGCGCGCAGCUCGCCGACGCCGAGGUGGAGGCGUUCGAGCUCGCGCGCGCCUACCAGGCCCAGGUCCAGGCGCUCGCCGCGGAGCUCGCCGCCGUGCGCGGGGCCCGCGCGGACAGAUAG
This is a messenger RNA of Miscanthus lutarioriparius, 321 nucleotides long. The record is from the annotation of a GenBank genome assembly. Lineage: Eukaryota; Viridiplantae; Streptophyta; Magnoliopsida; Poales; Poaceae.